CUCAACAAUUUUUGCAUAAAUUCUGCAUAAGUUAUGAUAAAAAUGCCACCCACAUUAAGGCUUAUAUCCAAAAAUGCCAUCCACAAUACGACUUAUAUCCGAAAAUGCCAUCCACAAAACAGCUAAAGGCUCCGAUAGUUUUAGGUUCAAAUAUAACAUUAACGCCAUCUGUUGUCACAAUGCGUUCUGUUCUCUGCAAUAAUCCAACAUGCCCGAUAAUAGUAUCGUUAAAAAGAAAGUCAUUAAACACAUGUCAAAAAAGCUAUCUCUCUAUUUAUAAGAGAUUUCUUUUCAUGUCCAACUCUUAAAUAUUAUUCAAUUCUUGUUCUUGUUUUUCUCUCUCUCUCUCUCUUUCUGUCUCUCCCUCUCUCAAGCUCUCUUAAUCAUUAAUUCUUUGAAAACAAGCAGCCGUUUGUAGAGUUUUUUUUUGUUUCUUGCAGGUAUGCCAGCAAAACGUGUACAUUGUAUAAAAUUAGUAAUAAUAUCGAAUUUUGGCCGGCAUAUAAAAUGCCGCGUGUUUUAUAAAUUAAUUAUUGUUAUUAUUUUAUUUUGUAUUUAUGCAGAGGAAUUAAAGGAUUGACUUAAUUUAAUAUAAAUAAACGAAAUAUCGAAUAAAAUUCACAAUAACAUUGGAUUUGCAAAAAUUGUUAACUAAGAAAAAAAAUGAAUGAAUUUUUUGAAAGUAUUGGUAUGCCUUUUCCCGGCUUGAGACGAAUAUAUCACGUGCUUAGCCGUAAAAAACCAAUUGAGGAUUCAAAUGAAUCGAAAUUAGCGAAAGUUUUAUCAGCGUUCGAUUUAACUACGUUGGGCAUUGGUUCGACAUUGGGUGUUGGUGUUUAUGUGUUGGCCGGUCAAGUAUCCAAAAUUUAUGCCGGGCCGGCAGUCAUCUUUAGUUUUCUUAUAGCUGCAAUUGCGUCCAUUUUUGCUGGGCUAUGUUAUGCCGAAUUUGGUGCACGGGUUCCUCGAGCCGGUUCAGCCUACAUCUAUAGUUAUGUAACAAUUGGUGAAUUCAUUGCUUUCAUUAUUGGAUGGAAUUUGAUAUUGGAAUACGCUAUAGGCUCGGCAAGUGUUGUGAAAGGUUUAAGUUCCUAUUUGGAUAACUUGUGCGGUCAUGCCAUGGAGAAGUUUUUAGGCACUCACUUGCCAAUGAAUAUUGACGGUCUUAAUGCUUAUCCAGAUAUCUUUGCUUUUGGUGUAACUAUAAUUUUUUCUUGGGCCAUAGCUUUCGGAGUCAAAGAGUCGACACGUCUUAACACUGCCUUUACGCUGCUCAAUUUAAGUGUCGUAUUAUUUGUGAUUAUCGCUGGUCUCUUCAAAGUAACUACCAAGAAUUGGACUCUACCCAAAUCCUCUAUACCGGAAGGUUAUGGAGAGGGUGGUUUUGCUCCUUAUGGCUUUGCUGGAAUCAUACGAGGAGCGGCUAUAUGUUUUUAUGGUUUUAUUGGUUUCGAUUGUAUAGCGACCGCUGGUGAAGAAGCUAAAAACCCGAAAAAAUCCAUACCGUUUGCUGUUAUAGCUUCUUUGGCUAUGGUGUUUUUAGCUUAUUUCGGCAUUUCCACAGUUCUUACUAUGAUGCUGCCAUACUAUGAGCAGGACGAGAGCGCUCCUUUGGUACAUGUAUUUAGCAUUUAUGGUUGGACAGCACCUCAAUACAUUGUAUCGAUUGGUGCUAUAUGUGCUAUGUGCACCAGCCUUAUGGGUUCUAUGUUUCCUUUACCACGCAUAGUCUAUGCUAUGGCCACAGACGGUUUGCUGUUUCAAUUUAUGGCAGAGAUUAGUUCGAAACACAAGACACCACUGAAUAGCACUCUAUUGACAGGAUUUUUAACGGGCGCCUUUGCAGCAAUUUUCAAUUUAAAACAACUAAUGAAUAUGAUGUCUAUUGGUACGUUUUUGGCUUAUUCCAUGGUAGCAGCUUGUGUGUUAAUAUUACGUUAUGAAAGUACGGACCGUAAGAUAUUAGCCAACGGUCACACUCUUAAAGACUACGAGGAGACAAAAUGCAGUUUCUGGCAGUUGCUGUUUAAUAGCUCUCGAUCCAUAGUACCUACCAAGAAAACAUCACAGUUAGUUACCAUGUUAAUACUGAUGUAUGUACUGCAAUGUAUUCUCCUAACACAGGUAUUAAGUAAUUUCGAGGAGAAUCUUUCCCAUGUAACUGCGUCCGAUAUUGUCAAACUUGCAGUGACGUUACCUCUUUUAAUACUAACUCUCUAUGCUAUUUCUCGACAACCAGUAUCACCCGCUCAUUUAGCUUUUAAAGUUCCAUAUGUGCCGUGGGUUCCUGGCUUCUCAUUGUUAAUUAACGUUUAUCUUAUGAUCAAACUGGACAUUAUGACAUGGAUUCGUUUCAGUGUAUGGAUUGUAAUCGGCUUAAUUAUCUUCUUCGGCUACAGUAUACGCAAUAGUUGUUUACGUAUGCGUACAGAAAUGAAAAUUUUAACGGAAUCCGAAUCAAGAGAUCGAAGUGAAAUUGAUAAUAUAUCACUUGAACAAAAUGAACGCUUCACAACACAAGCACCGCUAAUGGUUAUGCAAAGUUCUAUUUAAUUAAGAUUGUUUACUAAUAUAGUAAGAGUAAACGUGUACUUAAAAAUAAGAAAAGUCUGAUAAAUCAUUUGAAAACAAGAUGUGAAGCGAUAAAGAGAGAGUCCAUCCACCCUCUCAACACCAAAAUGCAAAAUAAAAAACCAAUGCUUUUUAUUCCUAUAUAUUGUAUAAAAAUUUUAUGGAUAUUUCCAAUAAAAAUAAAUGUUAAUUUAUUUUAUUAUUAUAAUUUGCUUAGAACACGGAAAUAAGUUCUACGGUUAAAAAGUGGCCAAGACACAAUAUUUCAGAUUUUUCAGGCUGGAAAAAUAUUGUAUGAGUACUUUAAACAUAAUUAAAUAAUUAGUUAAUAUUGAAUAUUCCCUAAGCGUAACUAAAUCUCUUAAGCAAAAACUCUUACUUAUUUAAGGUUAUGGUCAUCUUAGAAAGUGCCAUCAUUUGAUGGCAGAUAUUGAUGCCAACAUAUAAGUUAAAUUAUAGACCUGUAUUUCUUGGAUGAGCUUGCCUAAAUCAAAGCGAAAUUCUCCGCUAAUCAAAAAUAUAGAUGUUUUCGUGCCUAUUUUUACAUCGCGUAUACCAAAGAUUAUUGGGUAUUAUUAAUUUUUGAUAGCGUAGUGUUCUUUAUUAACGAUGCCAGCUUUGCAACUGAGCUUUGCGAUUCCUCGCAUAGCAGCAAAAGGGAUAUUUACCGUUUUUUUAAAACAAGUCCAAUACUUUCAAUUUAUUUUAAAUAUACCCAGACAAUCUGAACUUCCAAUGCUUUAUUGAAAAAAUGCCAUCGGUGUCAACUGUCAACUGUACGCUAAUACAUUAAUUUUCAUGGAUAUUACUUCAUUUCCUGACAGGGUUAAAAUUCUUGUUGUUGUAUGCGAAAGUCUACUAGAAAAGGUGUUAAGGCAAAAAAAAGUCUGAUAGCCCUGAAUAAUAUUUCGGAGAAAAUUUUUUUAGAUUAUUUAUGAAUAGAUUGAAUAUACAAAAAAAAAUUUAUUUUUUUUUUUUGAAUAUUAAA
Molecule: messenger RNA, 3556 nt
Organism: Glossina fuscipes
Lineage: Eukaryota; Metazoa; Arthropoda; Insecta; Diptera; Glossinidae
Product: cationic amino acid transporter 2
Exons: 5
Coding region: 664-2550 (628 amino acids)
Biological process (GO): transmembrane transport; amino acid transport
Cellular component (GO): plasma membrane
Molecular function (GO): amino acid transmembrane transporter activity
Source: RefSeq, a predicted model, not a curated record